UCUGGCCGUUUCGCCUCUCCUCCUGCUUGGCCCGAGCCGCGCGCCGUCGAGCCUCCGUGCGUUGCCAUAGAGACCCGUGAGCCCUGAGGGGCUCGCGGCCCAGACGCCAGGCUACGGGGGAUUAAGAGCACCAUGUCUUUCCGCGAACUCCGCAAUGGCUUGCAUGGCCACAGGCGGCUGCUUGCUACCGUGUUGGAAAACGCUGAGACCGAUUCGGAGUCGGGUUAGCUGAAGAGCUCAGAAAAACGAGCAAAACCGCGGAGGGGACUGGUGAAUGACCGUCGCGGGUGUGGCAUGUUUUGAGUUUUUACGAUCUGCCAGGGAGUUCCUGUAUAUGGAUUUUACAGAGAUGAUGAGAGCCUUGGGAUACCCUCGCCACAUCUCGAUGGAAAACUUCCGCACACCAAAUUUUGGACUUGUGUCUGAAGUGCUGCUUUGGCUUGUGAAACGGUAUGAACCUCAGACCGAUAUCCCUUCUGAUGUUGAGACUGAACAAGACCGAGUUUUCUUCAUUAAAGCAAUUGCCCAGUUUCUGGCCACCAAGGCACAUAUAAAACUCAAUACCAAGAAGCUUUAUCAGGCAGAUGGGUAUGCAGUGAAAGAGCUUUUGAAGAUUACCUCUGUCCUUUAUAAUGCCAUGAAGACCAAAGGGAUGGAGGGCUCUAAGAUAGGGGAGGAGGACAUCAGCAAAUUCAAGUUUGAUCUUGGCUCGAAGGUUGCAGAUUUGAAGGCGGCCAGGCAGCUCGCUUCUGAAAUCACCUCCAGAGGAGCGUCCCUGUAUGACCUGCUGGGCAAGGAGGUAGAAUUGAGGGAAUUGAGAACAGAAGCUAUUGCCAGGCCUCUGGAAAUAAACGAGACUGAAAAAGUGAUGAGAAUUGCAAUAAAAGAUAUUUUGGCGCAGGUGCAGAAGACUAAAGAUCUGCUCAACAACGUGGCCUCUGAUGAAGCUAACCUAGAAGCCAAGAUCGAGAAGAGAAAGUUAGAACUGGAACGAAAUCGGAAGCGGCUUCAGACUCUGCAGAGUGUCAGGCCAGCGUUUAUGGAUGAAUAUGAGAAGAUUGAGGAGGAGUUGCAAAAGCAGUACGACAUUUAUCUAGAGAAAUUUCGAAAUCUGGCUUAUCUGGAACAGCAGCUCGAAGACCAUCACAGGAUGGAGCAAGAGAGGUUUGAGGAAGCCGAGAACACUCUGCGCCUGAUGCAGAACAAGCUGAAGGAGGAGGAGAAGCGCCUGCUCCGCAGUGGAAGUCAGCCAGGAGAGCCUGAAGCGGCCCUAAGUGAUAAGCCUGCGUGGAGUUUAUCCUCUCCCGAGAGGCCCAGCACAGGUAAUGAUGACUCGGACAUUGACAUCCAGGAAGAUGACGAAUCUGACAGUGAACUGGAGGAGAGGCGGCUGUCCAAGCCGCGGACGGCCAUGGAGGUGCUCAUGCAAGGAAGACCUGGCAAACGCAUCGUGGGCACAAUGCAGGGCGGAGACUCCGAUGAUGACAUGGAAGCAGCACCAGCUCUCUUAGGUAAAUGCAAGACUUCCAGCUCCAAGAAGCAGGAGGACUCCGAGGACAGUGAGAUUGACAUGGAGGGGGAUGAAGACGACGAUUUGGAAGAAGAGAGCGUUGCUCUCUCGCCAGCUAAGCCCACUCGAAGGGUCCGGAAGCCUGAGCCCCUGGAUGAGAGCGACAAUGACUUCUGACCCGUUUGCCCAAAGGACCACACUGAUUAAAUCCCUCAGAU
Molecule: messenger RNA, 1728 nt
Organism: Mustela erminea (ermine)
Lineage: Eukaryota; Metazoa; Chordata; Mammalia; Carnivora; Mustelidae
Gene: IFT38
Product: clusterin associated protein 1
Exons: 15
Coding region: 275-1687 (470 amino acids)
Biological process (GO): cilium assembly
Cellular component (GO): cilium; intraciliary transport particle B; centrosome
Source: RefSeq, a predicted model, not a curated record